GUCAGCCGAACAAAAGAAGGCCUUUUGGGAAAAACCUUUAAACCCUUUUUGUGUAUCCGAUUCCGAAGCAAAAGACAUUCAGGCUCUUCACACGGCGUCAAUGUCUGAGAACGCAGCCAAAAACAUCAUGGAGAACAAGAUUUGUAAAGACGCCAUCGUGUCUGAGUUACAGAAGAAGAAAGUUCAUCUCUUUUACUGCUUAGAGUGCGAAGAGCUUGCUCACAAUAUCGCCGCCGCUUCUGAUCAUAUCACCCUUCAAUCCAUCAACUGGAGGAGCUUUGCUGAUGGAUUUCCGAAUCUGUUUAUUAACAACGCACAUGAAAUCCGAGGCCAGCACGUUGCUUUCCUUGCUUCAUUCAGUUCUCCAGCGGUCAUCUUUGAGCAGAUCUCUGUCAUUUACUUGCUCCCUCGCUUGUUUGUCGCGUCCUUCACCUUGGUGUUACCUUUCUUCCCCACUGGUUCCUUUGAGAGAAUGGAAGAGGAAGGAGAUGUAGCAACUGCUUUUACCAUGGCAAGGAUUGUGUCCAAUAUCCCCAUUUCGCGUGGAGGUCCGACCAGUGUAGUCAUCUAUGACAUUCACGCUCUGCAGGAAAGGUUUUACUUUGCUGAUCAGGUUCUUCCUUUGUUUGAGACUGGAAUCCCGUUGUUGACGAAACGUCUUCAACAGCUUCCUCAAAACGAGAAGAUCAUAGUUGCAUUUCCAGAUGAUGGAGCCUGGAAGCGUUUCCACAAGCUGUUGGAUCAGUAUCCCACGGUGGUGUGCACAAAGGUUCGUGAAGGCGAUAAGAGAAUUGUCAGGCUUAAGGAAGGAAACCCCGCUGGUUGUCACGUUGUUAUUGUUGAUGAUCUUGUGCAGUCUGGGGGUACACUCAUUGAGUGCCAGAAAGUAUUGGCAGCUCAUGGAGCCGCGAAGGUGAGUGCUUAUGUAACUCAUGGUGUCUUCCCAAAGAGCUCAUGGGAGCGUUUCACUCACAAGAGCAACGGACUAGAAGAGGCGUUUGCUUAUUUCUGGAUUACGGAUUCUUGUCCACAGACGGUUAAGGCCAUAGGAAACAAGGCUCCUUUCGAAGUCUUGAGCCUCGCGGGAUCCAUUGCUGAUGCACUGCAGAUUUGAAACAAUAGAGAUGAUAAAGCCUUGGUCUUUGCUCGUCUUGGUGGUUUUUGCCUUGGUGUUGUACUCGUAGGAGAUAGUUUAUGAAAUAAUCAUGUCACUUUUGCUGAGACAGAUUGUUAAACCUCUUUUCUGUUCUUCACUUCUUGUUGAUUGAUCUUGUUAU
Molecule: messenger RNA, 1277 nt
Organism: Eutrema salsugineum
Lineage: Eukaryota; Viridiplantae; Streptophyta; Magnoliopsida; Brassicales; Brassicaceae
Product: ribose-phosphate pyrophosphokinase 4
Exons: 7
Coding region: 101-1114 (337 amino acids)
Biological process (GO): purine nucleotide biosynthetic process; 5-phosphoribose 1-diphosphate biosynthetic process
Cellular component (GO): ribose phosphate diphosphokinase complex; cytoplasm
Molecular function (GO): magnesium ion binding; ribose phosphate diphosphokinase activity
Source: RefSeq, a predicted model, not a curated record